CCGAAUGCUAGGUUAUUAUUCUCGUUUCGUCACUUGCCUUUGUGAAUUAUCGUGAUUAUAUUGUUAUGCAGAUGAUAUAAUUCACAUCAUGCUGUUAUGUUUUCUUUGUCAUUAUCGUUAAUAAACAUGCUAUCCUUUUUCCGAAAAUUAUCAAUUGGCGGAAAGAUAAAGGAUGGUAUACUGCCAGAGACAGUCAUGGGAACGGCAGAGGAUCUAUUGACGGCGAAGAAUGAAACGUUAAAGACUGAUAUCGAGUUAAAAGAAUCCGUUUACGAUUUAUUAAGAACGAUCAAGGAUCCUGAAAAACCACAAACUUUAGAGCAAUUAGAUGUUGUCUAUGAAGAUUGCAUAAAAGUUUGUCACAGUACACCAGGAGGAGUUUCUGUCAUUCGUGUGGAGUUUAAUCCUACAGUGCCUCAUUGUUCUUUGGCAACUCUCAUAGGAUUGUGCAUCCGCGUUAAAUUGGAACGCCAGUUAUCAGCGUCGUUUAAAUUAGAUAUCUAUAUUAAGAAAGGUGCACAUUCCACUGAACAGGAAAUUAACAAACAAAUUAAUGAUAAAGAACGUAUAGCGGCUGCAAUGGAAAAUCCAAACUUACGGGAACUGGUGGAGAAAUGUAUAUUAGAAGAAGAUUAUUAGUGUUUUGCAAUAAAGCAUACGCUAUGUCAGAUAUUUUUCUGAGAAAUACAAUUUUAAUCUAGUUUAUUACACCAUGUAAAUAAAUAAUGUAUUUUGUUUAUAUUAGCGUAUAAUUAAGUACAACUCAUCUUGCGCAUAAACAUGAUGAAGUUAUUUCAAU
This is a messenger RNA of Cyphomyrmex costatus, 799 nucleotides long. It is a transcript of the gene galla-1, whose product is annotated as cytosolic iron-sulfur assembly component galla-1. The transcript has 3 exons. The record is from RefSeq and is a predicted model, not a curated record. NCBI's taxonomy places the organism in Eukaryota, Metazoa, Arthropoda, Insecta, Hymenoptera, Formicidae. Bases 97 to 639 code for a protein of 180 amino acids.